Molecule: messenger RNA, 3723 nt
Organism: Salvelinus fontinalis (brook trout)
Lineage: Eukaryota; Metazoa; Chordata; Actinopteri; Salmoniformes; Salmonidae
Product: ETS-related transcription factor Elf-2-like
Exons: 10
Coding region: 102-2183 (693 amino acids)
Biological process (GO): cell differentiation; regulation of transcription by RNA polymerase II
Cellular component (GO): nucleus
Molecular function (GO): DNA-binding transcription factor activity, RNA polymerase II-specific; sequence-specific DNA binding
Source: RefSeq, a predicted model, not a curated record
CUGGCUGCAGUACCGGAGGCCACCAGCGUGGGGCAGCAGAGCAAGGUGGGGCCAGGGGGCAGCAGUGAGUAGGCUGGAUCGAGCGUGGAGGGGCAUGCGUCAUGACCUCGGUGGUGCUCGUUGACAGUGGAGGGGCGGUGGUUGAGUAUGUCACCGCCGUGGAGGACCCUCAUCAGGAGGGAGAGUGUGAGGUGGAGGAGUGUGAGGAGGGAGACGGUGAGGUAGAGGUGGAGGGAGACAUGGUGGAAGAAGAGACAGACGGGGAGCUGGAUGAAGAGGAGGAGUACCCAGCAGUGAUUGUGGAGGAGGUCCCAGGCAGGGGGAUGGAGCAGUGGUUCUCUGCCCAGGUUCUGGUCUACGAUGACGGGACCUACCUGAUGCAGGACGUGGGGGAAGAACAGGAGGUGGAGACUGAGAUGGUGGAGACAGUGGAGGCGUCUGUCCAUUACCAACAGUCUGGCACCAGUAUCUACUGUUCUGAUAAGACCAUCGAGGCUGCCGAGGCUCUGCUGCACAUGGACUCUUUUACCAGCCUGAGAGGGGACCGCAGCCCAGAUGUGUUCAUCCCGGCAGGGUGUGUGACCACCCCAGACUUCAUCCACGCUGCGAUGCGUCCAGACGUGAUGACCGAGACUGUGGUGGAGGUGUCUACGGAAGACUGUAUGGACGAGGACAUGGAGGUCACCCUCCUAGAGGAACCAGACGAAUCAGAGCCUGACCACCAACCUGUCAGGAAGAAGAAAGCAGGGAGGAAGCCAAAGACUCACCAGCCUGCUGUGUCCAACGGAUCCCCGGACCUCGGCAUCAAGAAGAAACCCAGAGAAGGAAAAGGCAGCACCACGUACCUGUGGGAGUUCCUGUUAGACUUACUCCAGGACAAGAACACGUGUCCCAGGUACAUCAAGUGGACUCAGAGGGAGAAGGGCAUCUUCAAGCUGGUGGACUCCAAGGCCGUGUCCAAGCUGUGGGGUAAACACAAGAACAAACCUGACAUGAACUAUGAGACCAUGGGACGGGCUCUGAGGUACUACUAUCAGCGUGGUAUACUGGCCAAGGUCGAAGGUCAGCGGCUGGUCUACCAGUUCAAGGAGAUGCCCAAGAACAUCGUUGUCAUCGAGGACGACAAGGCCGACUCCAGAUCGGACGAUCUUAUUGGCUCGGAGAAGUCUUACCACGAGAGAGUCCUGCCCUCGUCGGAGACGAUACUGAAUGUGGCCGAGCUCGCCACGACGCCCACCAUCCUGAGGGGUGGGACUAGAACCGUGGUCCAUCCUCCGGUUGCUAAGGGCAACAAGGCGGUGAUGACGGGGGGCGGGGCGGCAGUGGGGGUUCCGAGGAUAGUGACCAUUUCCACGGCGCCAGACGGAACCCAGACGCAGCAUUCUCACACGGCCAUCAUCCCCACUUCCUCAGGACCCAGGACUGUACGGGUUGCCAUGCAAGUGCCUGUAGUCAUGACAACGUCACUGGGCCAGAAGAUCUCAACGGUUGCCGUGCAACAGGCGCCAGGGAUGUCGGGAGGCCGAACGACUUACCAAUUGGCCAACACCUCUCCCAUCGGCACGGCAACGGGCAACGCGAACUCACAACCGAAGGUUGUAAUCCAGACCAUCCCCACCAUGGUUCCAGCCACAGCGGAGAACGGAGACAAGAUCACGGUCCAACUGGCUAAGAUCAUCACCAUCCCAGCCCACCAGCUGGCCCAGUACCAGCAGCAGACCAAGCCUGGCCUGGGGGGCUCCCCGGGCAGCAUCUCUCUCCUGGGCGGGACAAACUCCUGGGGGGUUCGAGCCCUGGCACCUCAUGUUACCAUGGCUACCAUGGCUGCAGGGACACAGGUGAUGAGGCUGGCUGUUCCCACAACGCUGCAUCAUCAACAACAGACACAUCAUAUCGUCACGACGACGCAAGGUGGCGGGACCGGAGUUGUCACCGUGACGACGACAGCCAAUCAGAGCGCUCCGGUGGCGGCAUCCCAUAUCAUCAGCGGCGUCAUCAAGAGAUCUGCCACGGCAACGAGAGAACCGCCGCAGCAGCAAGCCAAGACGCUGACCGUUCAAACGGUGUCGCUACAGGCCCUCCCCGUCCAGACGGCGUUACCGGAAGCACCGGAGAUCAUCCCGGUAGUCGUCCCAUCAGAAGAGGUCCUGCCUGAGAUCAAAUCAGAAGAUCCGGAGUGUUGAGGUCACAAGUACGGACACACACCUCGUAGUUUGUACAGGUUUUUGCCCAGAUAGGAGUUUGUUCUUCUUUUUCUACAUGACAGUCUGAGAGACUAUAAAGACCCACAACCACCUCUGAUUUACCCUGGGGUGGUCUACCUUCCAACCACAGCCUCAUCUCCAUGGAGAACCAGGGCGCAUCCCAAAUGGCCCCCUAUUCCCUAUACAGUACCCUUCUUCUGUAGGGAAUAGGGUGUCAUUUGAGUCGUACAAUACCGUAGGACACCCAGCCAACAAAGGAACCCAGCAAUGACUUUUCAAAAGGGAAGAAUCUCCUUCAGAAAAAGGGACCAAGUCCAACUUAAAUCACUACGUCGUUUUCUGUUUCUGACAGACGAGACACUAGCUAACUAAGCUACAAUGAAAAAUACAAACUUAACAGAAAAAAAACACUAAACAAAAGGCUAAUUAUAAAAACCAAAAAAUGUGAACUGGAAAAGGAGCGAGAUGGAGGGGGGUUUGUGUAGAAAAGUUUGUGCGUACGACCAGCAUUUUAUUUGCCUGAUCACUGUGCAGAUUCCCGGUGCAGAAACACACCACAGGAACGACUGCGGGCUGUUCUAGGAUCAGCUCUUACAAGGGGAAAUAAAAAGCCAAAGGGACUUUAUAUGUAUAUAACUAUUAUACAGUUUAGGGGAAUUAAAUUCAAAACAGCCUUAGAAUGAUUGGUUUUUUUCAUUGCAUUGUUUAUAAGAUAAGCAGAUUUAGCUUUGUUUUGUGUUACGGUUUCUUGACCUUUUUGAUAUCUUGUACCAAGCACAGUGUUUUAUUGUAGUUUGCAGCCCAGGUCCGUGUACGUGGGUCGGUUGCAGCCCAGGUCCGUGUAUGUGGGUCGGUUUCAGCCCAGGUCCGUGUACGUGGGUCGGUUGCAGCCCAGGUCCGUGUACGUGGGUCGGUUGCAGCCCAGGUCCGUGUACGUGGGUCGGUUGCAGCCCAGGUCCGUGUACGUGGGUCGGUUGCAGCCCAGGUCCGUGUACGUGGGUCGGUUGCAGCCCAGGUCCGUGUACGUGGGUCGGUUGCAGCCCAGGUCCGUGUACGUGGGUCGGUUGCAGCCCAGGUCCGUGUAUGUGGGUCGGUUGCAGGGUUUGGGGUCAAAUCCAUUUCAAUUCAGGAAAUAGACUGACAUUCUAAUUCUCUUCAGUGAUUAAAAAAAAAAAAAAUAGCAUUGACUGUAAACGAAAUGGAACUGACUCCAAACCUGGUUGGUUCUAGUAGGCCUUGACCAUAGGCUUACUACAUCUACUUCCCCAUGGUAACUGUCUCUAGCUUUUGAAAAGGAAAGCUCCUCAGCAUAAACCUCUCGUCGGCUAUCUUGGCUCUGCCCCCUACAUAUCCUGUAGCAGUUUGUUUUUCUUAGUUGUAACGAAGAGGGGGAAAGCUGUUCGGACAGAACUAGUUUGUAUAUUCAACAUUUGAAGUAUAUUCUAUUUUGUUGUACUCUUGUUUCAAAGUGUAUUCAAGUAGAUUUUACUGAAAUAUUAAAAAAAACAUUUUAAUUAAA